GCACUUCGUCAAAUCAGAGCAAGAAACCAAACCCUAGACUCUAGAGAGAGAGAGAGAGAGAGAAGCCAUGGAAGAGGAAAUCAAGUCAGAAUUCAGAAAAGCCGGGUUCAACCUUGAGGAAGAAGAAGAAAUACUGAACAAGUGUAUGACUUUCUGCAUCAACUACAGCCUCAGCCCUGCAGAUCUCGUCUCAAACUGGGAGGUUUAUUACCUCAACAGACAACUGAAUGAGCCAACAGUGCAAAAUGCUGAAAUGGAUGGCUUUUUGAUGCACCUGCAGACUAACAAGAAAGAAGAAGUUAUAAAGGAGGAAUCUAAUUUGCAUAGUUACUCUAUCAGAGAUGUAGAAAUGGUCUUAAAUAAUGAUGAUGAUGCUAAGUUUAGUACUCCUGGGACUCCAACAAAUAAUGAUGAACAUCUUCGUUCACCUGCACACGAAGCAAUGUCUCUAGCAAAUGGGAAUAUUUUAUCUUCUGGAAAACCAACUGAGCUGGUGACACCCUUUUCAAAGCGAACUGAUAGGUUUGCUGUGAAAUUUAGCAUCAACACAGUGCCUGAUAUAGAGAAUGAAAUACAAGUGCCGAAUCAUGAGAUCGAUGAGGACGAUGUUAUUAGGAAAGUUAUGCCUUGUAAAAGGUGUUCAUUGGUGGUUCAUAGCUCAGGGCCUAAACCUGGUUGCAGAUUCAUGCAUGAUAGGACAGAGGAUAGGAUGAAUGUAAUAGAAAAUCGAAUUCGCAAACAUACAAGGGCCCUUGUUGCUUCUGGGCUUUAUGGAGAACCAACAGACCCUACAAUUGCUUCACAGAGAAGCAUUUUUGCUGUUGGUAUGGUUUGCUGUGAUGCAGAAGGCCGUCUAAAUGACAAGUCUGUCAUGCUGCAGGGCAGUGUUGAGCAUUCUGGAGGAGAAUGUGUUCGUCUGGACUUGCAACGCUUAAGCCAUUUUUCAAUUUUCCCUGGUCAGGUUGUUGGUAUUGAAGGGCAUAAUCCUAGUGGGCAUUGCUUAGUUGCAUCUAAAUUGGUAGAUUCUAUACCACCUACCUCUGGUGCUGAUGAUAAGGAUUUGAAUCCAGCAAAGAAGCUAGCUAUUGAUAGAAGUCAACCAAUUGAUAUUACUUCUAAAAAGACAGAGUUGUCCAUGAUUAUUGCAGCAGGCCCUUUUACGACAACAGACAAUUUAUUUUUUGAGCCCCUUGUAGAAUUGUUAGCAUAUGCAAAGCGAAGACAGCCACAGUUACUUAUAUUGUUGGGACCAUUUGUUGAUUCUGAACACUCCAACAUUAAGAAAGGAACUGUUGACAGAACCUUUGAUGAAAUAUUUCAUAACGACAUCCUGAGCAAGUUACAAGAUUAUGUAGAAUGUAUGGGUUCUGCUGCGCGUGUUCUUCUUGUACCAUCUAUACGAGAUGCGAACCAUGAUUUUGUUUUCCCUCAGCCUGAACUGGAUAUCAAUCUUCCUGAUCUCAAAUCUCAGAUAAUCAGUCUCACUAAUCCUGGAAUUUUUGAGGCAAACGAGGUCAAAGUUGGUUGCUGCAGUGUAGAUAUUCUCAAGCAGAUCAGUGGGGAAGAGAUAUCACGAACUGCGCCAGAUGGACAACCUACUGAUCGCUUGAGUAGGCUUGCAAACCAUAUUCUUAGCCAGCAAAGCUUUUAUCCACUUUAUCCGCCGGCAGAAGGUGUUCCUUUGGAUUUUUCUCUUGCACCAGAAGCCCUUCACCUCCCGUUGGUUCCAGAUCUUCUUAUCUUACCUUCGGAUAUCAAGUACUUUGUCAAGGUGCUUAAUGUGGGAAGUGAAGAGACAAACUGCAAGAAAUGCAUUGCUGUGAAUCCAGGAAGACUAGCAAAGGGAGAAGGAGGGGGUACUUUUGUAGAGCUUGAUUAUCGUGGUGGUUCCGACAAAAUUAAUGCAUCAGUUAUUGGCAUAUGAAUAGUUUCGGAGCAUCUGUAGUCAGGAGGUGCGCAUUCGUAACAGCCCUUGAACUGUCGUUCAUGCUCUGGAAAAUUGCUUUCAGUGAUGCAUCUUAGCCUGUGUUUUGGAGUAACAUGUGAAAUUUAUAGAUAUUGUUUUUAUUUUUUGGCUAGGACUUAAAUAUUUAGAAAAAGUUAGAAUGCAGAAUAUG
Arachis duranensis is the source of this 2117-nucleotide messenger RNA. RefSeq lists its product as uncharacterized. Gene Ontology annotation, cellular component: alpha DNA polymerase:primase complex. Gene Ontology annotation, molecular function: DNA binding. Lineage: Eukaryota; Viridiplantae; Streptophyta; Magnoliopsida; Fabales; Fabaceae. The coding region runs from base 68 to 1924 and encodes 618 amino acids. The transcript has 16 exons. The record is from RefSeq and is a predicted model, not a curated record. Gene Ontology annotation, biological process: DNA replication initiation; DNA replication.